AUGAUGCUGAUUCUUCAUGUGCUGAUGCUGUCGCUUCUCUCCAGUGGUUCAGCCGAAGUUGUGACGGAUUUUGAGAGGGAAUGUGGUCAAUUUUUUGCAAAUGGAAGAUCACCUACAAUUUUUCCUGGACAACAGUAUAGGCAGAUCUGCCAAAUGCAAAAAAAUGUUAGUUAUUAUGCCACAUUUUAUGACACCUACAACAAGAUCCCUGUGUACUCAGCCUAUGUUUUUACAGGGAUAAGACACUGUAUAAGAAAAACUAGGUGGUACAUUGAACCUCAAAUUGAUGAUAAUAAUGCAGGACCAAACAUGGCAUCCGAGAGCUCUGUGGAUAUACAAAUACGUGGAGUCCGUCAAGCUCUUAAUGGAAACUAUUACCGCUCUGGAUACCACAAAGGUCAUCUGGCACCAGUCUACCUGGCAAACUCACAGAGGUGUGCUAAUGCCACCUUCACUCUCACUAAUGCUGCCCCACAAGCCAGUUAUUUUAACAGCGUUUUAUGGUGGCGUAAAGAACAAUUACUGGCAACAUAUCUGCAAAGAAAAUGUGUUUCUCAAAAUGUAUACAUUGUAACAGGGGUGGUACCAGGUACUAAUUACAUGAACAAUACAGUGAAUGUGCCUAGUCAUUUCUGGACUGCAUACUGCUGCUUAGACCAGAAUAAGAGAUGUUCAAACUCAAAAGGAUUUAUUGGAACCAAUGACAAUAACUCCAAUAUAAGGACAUAUAAGAAUGUGGCUGCUUUAGAGAAAAAGUUGGAAAACCUUUAUGAUAGAACAUUUCAGUUGUUUCAAUAA
This is a messenger RNA of Labeo rohita (rohu), 798 nucleotides long. Its product is annotated as endonuclease domain-containing 1 protein-like. Bases 1 to 798 code for a protein of 265 amino acids. Gene Ontology annotation, molecular function: nucleic acid binding; metal ion binding; hydrolase activity. The transcript has 2 exons. Lineage: Eukaryota; Metazoa; Chordata; Actinopteri; Cypriniformes; Cyprinidae. The record is from RefSeq and is a predicted model, not a curated record.